Messenger RNA from Exophiala oligosperma, 1452 nucleotides. RefSeq names its product adenylosuccinate lyase. The transcript has a single exon. Gene Ontology annotation, cellular component: cytosol. Gene Ontology annotation, biological process: 'de novo' AMP biosynthetic process. Bases 1 to 1452 code for a protein of 483 amino acids. Gene Ontology annotation, molecular function: (S)-2-(5-amino-1-(5-phospho-D-ribosyl)imidazole-4-carboxamido) succinate lyase (fumarate-forming) activity; N6-(1,2-dicarboxyethyl)AMP AMP-lyase (fumarate-forming) activity. Lineage: Eukaryota; Fungi; Ascomycota; Eurotiomycetes; Chaetothyriales; Herpotrichiellaceae. The record is from RefSeq and is a predicted model, not a curated record.
AUGUCCUACGACGAAUGGCAAUCGCCCAUGGGCGCUCGUUAUGCGAGCAAGGACAUGCUCAGACUUUUCAGCGCCCGCACUCGCGCCUCGACAUGGCGCCAACUCUGGAUCUGGCUGGCCGAAGCUGAGCGGGAACUGGGUCUCGACAUCUCCGAAGAAGCAAUCAGUCAAAUGAAGGCUGCGAGCACAAUGACAGACGAAGACUUUGCCGUUGCUGCCAUCGAGGAGAAGCGUCGACGACACGAUGUUAUGGCUCAUGUCCAUGCAUUCGGCCAGCGAGCACCAGCAGCUGCCGGAAAGAUCCAUCUGGGCGCUACAUCAUGCUACGUGACUGACAAUGCGGAUUUGAUCUUUCUACGUGACGGGCUUUCGCUCCUGCUACCCAAGAUCGCCAGAUGUAUCAAGAAACUAUCCGACUUCGCCGUGCAAUACAAGGAUCUACCGUGCUUAGGCUUCACGCAUGGUCAACCGGCUCAACCCAUCACCGUCGGUCGGCGUGCCACACAAUGGAUCGAAUCUCUGCUCAUGGAUUUGCGCAACAUUGAGCGAGCACGUUCCGAUCUCCGCUUCCGUGGCGUGAAAGGUACCACCGGCACACAGGCAUCGUUCCUCGAAUUGUUCCAUGGAAAUCACGCCAAGGUCAAGGCUCUGGACGAGCUGGUCACCAAGAAGGCGGGUUUUAGCAAGCGCAGCAUCGUAUCUGUCCAGACAUAUAACCGCAAAAUCGACUUCGAUGUAGCCAAUGUACUCGCAUCCUUUGGUACGACGUGUGAGCACAUCGGUACUGACAUCCGACACCUGGCUAUGAUGAAAGAACUCGAAGAACCAUUCGAGAAGGAUCAAAUUGGCUCAUCUGCCAUGGCAUAUAAACGCAAUCCGAUGCGCUGCGAGCGAAUGUCGAGUCUGGGUCGAAAACUGACCUCUCUGCCUCAAGGAUUCGGUCAGACUUAUGCCCACCAGUGGUUCGAACGAUCUCUGGACGACUCUGCAAUCCGUCGAAUUGACAUCCCCGAGAUGUUCCUGAUUGCCGACUCGCUGUGCAUAUUGCUUGACAAUGUUUCCUCGGGGUUGGUUGUGUAUCCCGCUGUGAUCAACAGCCGUUUGCAACAAGAGUUGCCUUUCAUGGCCACCGAGACAAUCAUCAUGCGUUUGGUCGAGAAAGGUGCAAGCAGACAGGAAGCACACGAGCAGAUCCGUGUGCUUUCGCACCAGGCAGGUGCAGUCGUGAAGCAAGAGGGCAAGGCCAACGAUUUGGUCGACAGAAUCAGAAAAGAAAAGUUUUUUGAGCCAGUUUGGGCUGAAUUGACGGAAAAUGACCUUUUGAAUCCCGCCAAAUUCAUUGGCAGGUCUCCAGAACAAGUGGAUGAAUUUGUCCAGGAGGAGGUUGAACCAGCACUCGCAUCGUACAAGGAGGCGAUUGCGGGAGUGGCAGCUUCUGAAAUUCAUGUUUAG